This is a messenger RNA of Morchella importuna, 1470 nucleotides long. RefSeq lists its product as uncharacterized. NCBI's taxonomy places the organism in Eukaryota, Fungi, Ascomycota, Pezizomycetes, Pezizales, Morchellaceae. The transcript has 9 exons. Bases 1 to 1470 code for a protein of 489 amino acids. The record is from RefSeq and is a predicted model, not a curated record.
AUGAACUCCCACACGUUUGUUGAUGCCUCUUCAAGAGUGGGAAGGCUGAGGAGUGAGGAUUAUGAACUACAUAUCCGCCAAGGGCCUGAACGUGCUCGGGUUGCUGGUGUGAAGGAGAAAGAUCGUAAGCCGGUCGAUCCUCCGCCGAUAAUUCAGUUGAAAAUUCGAGAUGAUUCAGAUCCAGCACAGAAUUACCUCCAGAGUCCUUACUAUUUCAUGUGCACGAAUCUUUAUAGUUCUGUCCAUGACUCCCCAUCUCCAAUACCACCACACCAAGCGUUAGCUGGCACAUUGGUAUCCUCCCUUCACCGAUUAAAGGAUAUCGACAAUAGCGAUGGUGGGUUUUUUGUCUUUGGCGAUCUGUCAGUUAAAAUCGAGGGGGAGUUCCGUCUGAGGUUUAGUCUCUUUGAGAUGUUGAAAAAUGAAGUAGUUCAUAUCAAGUCGAUCACUUCAGAACCGUUUACAGUCUAUGCGGCCAAAAACUUUCCAGGAAUGUCUGAAUCUACGUUCCUGUCUCGCUCAUUCGGAGAUCAGGGAGUCCGAUUGCGUAUUAGGAAGGAGCCAAGAACUCUGUUAAAACGGCCACCUUCUGGAAUAGGAUCCGUGGAAUAUCCGCCGCGCCCACCAUACCCUACCUUGCCUCCAGAAUCAAGACCCCAAGGAUAUCCACCACAGAGUGGAUAUAUGACCUCUCCAAGCCAUGAAUACCCACCUGUUUAUGGCGAUCAGGGGAAACGACGGAGGACUGAUGUUAUGAGCCCGCGGGAUAGUCGGGGGGAACCUCAAUAUGCGCCUCGUCCAUACGACCAACCGCAAUACCCCAUGUAUCCACCCUCAUCUCAAUCUGGGCAAUAUUCGGCAUACCCCAAUUACCCACCGCCGCAAAAUUCAUAUGCACCCCCACCUCCACCUGAAUAUAGUGGAUACCGUCAGCCACCACCACCCCCACCACCGCCACCACCACCGACGCACUCGCAUUCCUCGUCGACCUCCUCACCAUACCAGUCUCCGAGGACUUCUCAAUACCCACUGCACCGUUCACCUCUGCCUCACAAUCAAUCCGCCCCCCAAAGUCAAUACCAAUACCCACCUGGUCCUCCACAGACACAACUCCAGCAUGGCCAACAGCCGCCUUCUCGGCCGCAAAUCGGGACCUUGAUUAGGUCUCCCGUGCCAACAUCAGGGAUACCUCCCCCACACCCGAGAUCUCAACAGGUCCAGCACCCUUCUCAUUUGAGCUCAACCGCAUCUCCUGCCUCAUCGAUGCCUAUGGCUCCGCCACCAGCGUCGCCUCAUCGUCAGCCCCAAGGGAGUCAGGUGUAUCUGCCCCCUUUGCAGUUGCCGCCGAUGACAUCCGGCCCGCAGCAGUCUUCGGUGGUGUCACAUAAUGCCAUGCCGCCGAUGUUAACUCAACAGUCUGGUUACGGUCGAAGCGAGGGAGAUAAAAAAAGAAAGAGAGCUUUUGAAUAA